Molecule: messenger RNA, 1470 nt
Organism: Bicyclus anynana (squinting bush brown)
Lineage: Eukaryota; Metazoa; Arthropoda; Insecta; Lepidoptera; Nymphalidae
Exons: 2
Coding region: 300-1145 (281 amino acids)
Molecular function (GO): DNA binding
Source: RefSeq, a predicted model, not a curated record
UGACGCCAUUCGAGUCGAUUUUACUUUACUGGCAAGGUGCGUUUACGAGUUAACGUCAAAAAAGUUUACCAUAUCGUGAUUAAUCCUCCUUUUUUUAAACUUGUCAUUGGCAUAACUUCUAUGCUAUUUAGAAGCUCGAAGAACUGUGAAAAUCCGUCCUAAGAACGCAGAUUAUUUGACGCAUCGUUUUAUUUUAUGCGAUUCGUCUUUCGUUCGUUUCUCCCCGCUAACCAGUGCUCUAUAGUUUACUCUAUAUUAUCUAUGGUAAUCGGUUGAAGAGAGGAAGUCUAAUUUUGAAUAUGACUGAGAAGGAAAGCGUGAAAAUGUUCGACGAUCUAAUAGAUCGGCAAGUCCUAAUAAGUUUAGUAAAAGAGCGACCAGUAUUAUGGAACAGGCUUGAUGACGUUUAUAAAGAUAAAAUAGGCAAAGUAACAGCAUGGACGGAAAUUUGCGUUUCUUUAAAGGAUGAUUUUGAACAAAUGGAGGAAAACGAUCGCGACGUGUUUGAACAAUGUGUAAUAAAAAGAUGGAAACAAAUAAGAGAUGCUUGGAUGAAAUCUCUGCUAAUUGCCAAUAAAUCCAGGAAAUCUGGUAUCGGUAAACCCACGAAACCUUAUAAAUAUGAUAAUGAAUUAGCUUUUAUGAGACCAAUCGUCCGCCAUGCUCAGAACGAUAUGAGAAACAAUGAGAUUGAAGAAGAAAAAGAAAGAGCACUUAAACGGCAUUUAGAUACAUUAUCUAAGAAGAGAAAGAAGCAAACUCUAAUCAAAAUCGCGAACCGAGUUGAUCACCAAUUGAAGAGGAUCCCCACCGAGAAUGAUGACCGUAACUUGACCUUCUUUAAAAGUGUUCUGCCGUCUCUUAACUUAUUCGAUGACGACCAAACAUUAGAGUUCCAAUCAGGUGUCAUAAAACUUAUACAGAAUAUCAAAAGACGUGUCCAUUGCAGUUGGUCUGAAAGUGAUAAUAUAAUAUAUCAGAAUCAAUUUAUCAAUCAGGGUUAUGACAGGCUAUGUUCUGCACAGUCGCCGUCUGCAGCAUCCACAUCUACGCAGUCGGAUGCCCCCAGUGUGCUUUUGUUUUGCUCUGAUGGAAACGACGAUACCGCCAGUAUAAAAUUAGAAUCAUAUUCAGAGACAGAUUAAGAAAGCGCCCCAGGAAAGAUUUGCCAUCGGCAGUGAUGUACAAGAAGAAGAAGAAAGAAAAUAAAUUUAUUCAAAUCUAAAAGUUACAGACAGUCAGUACCCUAUCCUUAUGACAGCAUGUCUGUCUAUAACCCUUAAAAAGAAAGGAUGUACAGCUCAGCAUAUGCCGUGCACUACGUACAAGUAUAAUACACGGCGCUGAUUUUCAGCUGAGACCCGUGUGACGUCACAGCUUAUAAUUGUACAAAUAAAUUGACAUUAACUAAAUUAAAUUAAAAUAAGAUACCCUAUACAAUAUAUGAAAUACAACCCUAUAUAAAAUAAU